AUGGCUAAUCUUGAUAUAUCGAGUUCAUCAUCAACUACUGGAAUAACUCGUCGUCAUGCUGUAAAUGGUCGUGAAGAACGUCCAAUAAAAGCUGAUUUUCUUUGUCGUGUUAAAUACAGCAAUGCACUACCGGAUAUCCCUUUUGAUACGAAAUUUUUAGCAUGUCCAUUUGUUUCAUUAAGCAGAUUCACUGAUUACAAAUCAUCUAGCUUGGAAAAAAAUUUCAAGUUCGAAUUACUUUGUGAACCAGAUUGUGGCGUUAAUAUUGACCUUAUCAAUCCAGAAACAUAUUAUGUUGAUCCGGAUAGCCCCAAAAAGCAUCAUCCCAUUGAUCUCGAACUUCUUGAAGAUGAACAAGCAAAUCCUCAGAAUUUACGCAGAUCCUUGCAACAUAGCAAAAUGGUGCCAUGGAUGAGGAAAACAGAAUAUAUUAGCUCGGAAUUUACAAGAUUUGGUGUAUCAGCUGAACGACAAGAAACUAGGAUUGGCUAUUGUACAAAGAAGAAAUUCCAAACGGAUGUAUUAUACAGGGAUCGAGCAUCACAAAUAGCAGCAAUUAAUAAGACGUUUGAUGAUGCAUCGAAAUCAGUAUUAAAUCAUCCAACGAAGAAAGGUGUAACAGCUGUUGAGGAGCUGUCACUAUUACCAGAUUUUGAUAAUUGGAUGCACCCGUUUGCACUCGUUGUUUUCGAUGGUGACCCAAUACCACAAAAUGAUAAAGUUGAUGCGCAAACUUUAAUGCCGCAAGCACUAAUACGUGGUAUGAUGGAUGAGGAAGGCGAACAAUUUGUUACAUAUUUCUUGCCGUCUAGAGAAACCUUGGAUAAACGUUUGAAAGAUGCAGAUGAGGGUCUUGAAUUCGAUUCUGACUAUGUGUAUGAGUAUCAAUCAGUUCGAGAUUAUAAUUGGUUGGUGAGAAAUAAAUCAACAAAAGGAUAUGAGCAGGACAAUUUUUUAUUUACAAUUCGUGAUGGUGCCGUUUAUUACAAUGAACUAGAAACAAAGGUUUCGUUAACUCGACGGAAAACCAAACGAAUACGGCAAGAAACAAAAUUGAUGGUACGAAAUCGUGCAUACGAUGAGAAUGAAUUAAAUGCACAGCAAGAGCGAUUGAAUAACUUAUUGCAUCCAUACGAUGAAAAAGAUGAUGAAGGGUCUGAGCAAGGUUCAAGUGAAGGAAGUGAACGAAGUCAUGAAGAAGAAGAAGAAGAAGAAGAGAAGAAAGUUGUUAAUGGUGGUGAUAAUGAUGAUGAUGAGAAUGAGAAUGAAUCAGAUGAUGAAUUAAGAAAAGAUUUAAAAAUUAAUAAAAGAAGUAGUGAUGAAGAGGAAAAGGAAGAUGAAUCAGCAUCAGAAAGUAGGAGAAGUGAUGAUAAAAAUAAUGAUGUUGAUGACGAUGAUGAUGAUGAUGAUGGUAGCAGCAAUGUACACAAUAGCAAUAUACUCGGAACGGGUGAUAACGACAAUAACGAUGCUGAUGAUGAUGAUGAUGACAGAGCUUCCGGAAAAAGUGAUUCGAGUAGUGGAGAUGAUGAUGGGGAUAAUAAUGACGACGAUGAUGAUGACGAUAAUGAUGAUAAUGAUGAUGAUGAUGACGUUGAUGACAAUGAUAAUAAUAAUAAUGUUAGUGAUGAUGAUGACGAUGAUGAUUAG
This is a messenger RNA of Brugia malayi, 1650 nucleotides long. RefSeq names its product Paf1 family protein (gene Bma-pafo-1). Gene Ontology annotation, molecular function: chromatin binding; RNA polymerase II complex binding. The record is from RefSeq and is a predicted model, not a curated record. Bases 1 to 1650 code for a protein of 549 amino acids. Gene Ontology annotation, biological process: transcription elongation by RNA polymerase II. Gene Ontology annotation, cellular component: Cdc73/Paf1 complex. The transcript has 14 exons. Lineage: Eukaryota; Metazoa; Nematoda; Chromadorea; Rhabditida; Onchocercidae.